AAAUACAUCUUUAUUCCACAUAUAGUACAUAUUAAUUACAAGAUGUGUGCUAUUCAUCACACUAGUUACAUUAUUAGUGAAAAAGAAGCAAUGAGUAAUCAGAGGAAAAAGUAACUUCAAGGAAUACAUUAUAGAAGAAUACACACACAGAAUAUUUAUGUACGUUGCAUCACUGUCUGUGCAUUCCCACAUGUAGGACAAGUCACUACGGUGUCAAUGAUAUUUCAUGCUGAAUCUGACAUGGCACCAGAACAAGUUGUCACAGCACUCUUGAAUCCAGUGACAUCUGGUUGAGGGGUGGAUAAGCUUGGCGUUGUCUUCCCCACAGUAAUGUCGGCAAGGCAACACACAGAAGGGUUUUCCAUUGUGGCAUCUUCACUUUUUGUAACUGGUGGUGCUGGCUCUUCAGUGGCAUCUUGUGCAUUAAGAAAUCCAGGCUUGAUCCAGUCAGGGACAGCUGUAGUCAUUGCCCCAUGAGGUCAACUCUGAACAUGUUGCUGCUUCUAAUUAAUAUUGCAUAUGAUUCCUCAGAUGGUGGUUGAUGUGGUUUGCAAACAGAGUCAUUGCACAAAAAUAUGUGUAUACAGCUGUCUAAAUCUGUGAAAAUGAACAGACGUCACCCAGUUUGCUCUCUGGGGACGAUGACCCGAAACUGGCGUACAUGCAAUCUCGGUUUAACAGCAAACUCUGACAAUGCUGUGUUGUCAUCUGUCCCAUCAUGCAUGAACGCUGCCAGCAAUUGUGACUCUUGAUUGUACUUAAGUUUGGUUGCCUAGGUCAUAAGACCACUCUUGAAAGAUGUUUGCAGCCCAAGAAGCACAGUAAGCAGUGCCUCAGGCCACUGUUUCUGCCAAGGUAAUUGUCAUUGGGAACACUUAUCGCCACCUGGUGAAUCGGUCCACCAUUGUGAGGCUGUAACUGUAGCCUUCGGAAAUGGUGAGAGGACCUAUAAUGUCAAUGUGGAUAUGUUCAAAUUGUUGGUUAGGGGUACAAAUGCACCCAAUAGUGCCUUAACAUGUCACAAAAUUUGAUUUCUUUGACAUACGAUGCAGCUCUUGACAAAUGCUUUACAAUCCAUAUGCAGUUUGGGCCAUAUGAAACUUUGCUGGAUUAACUUAGUGAUGCCUCGAAACUCCCGGACGUACUAGGCCGUUUUGUGGUACAAACGGUCAUAGUCAUGUUCUGGAAAUGUCACAAUACAGUCUGGCUUCACCACAGCUACUACUUUUUAAAUGUUUUUGAAAAGUAUCAAACAACAUGUGUAGACCCACUAAAAAAACACAAAAAGCCCAUCAAAAAAUCACUGAGAAGUGUAGGCUUGGAUCUUGCUAAACAAUUACUGACAAAAAAUAUUAGCAUAAAACCUGGACAAAAGCUUUGGUCAACAUGCCGUAACUUUUGUGAGGAAAAAUUAAGAGUUGAAGUCAAUGAAAGUGAAACAGAUGAUGAAGUCAUGGUUGAAUUAGAAUCAUUGGAAUCCAGAAAUGAAUCCCUCGUACAAACAAACAUUGCUCUUGAUAAUUUAUGUUUAACACCGAUAAAGCUUCAUGGCUUGUCAGAACAAAGUAAAGGGUCUUAUUUUAAAAGGAAGGUUAGCAGUAUUGAAAAGACUGCAAAAAAGGCGGUUUCAGAAGCAUUAAAAUAUGAUGCACAAAGUUCUAAUGAUGACGAAGAAGAUAAAAGUGUGGUUGAGAAAGCAAAGGAUUUUGAUGUAAUGAUUUCUCUUAUGAAAGAGAAGAUUUCAUCCGUUGGGAGGUCUAGAAAAAUCCAGAUUCUGACAUUGGCUCCAGAUUCUUGGAGUCGAAAUAAAGUGAUGAAAGAAUUUAAUGUAAGUGAGUACAUGGUGCGACAAGCUAGAAAGCUAAAAUCUGAAAAGGGUAUUUUGGAAACUCCUGGUCCAAAAAAAGGUAAAACUCUUUCUGAAAAUACAGUAAGACUUGUAACAGAUUUUUAUGAAAAGGAUGAAAGUUCCAGAGUGCUACCUGGAACAAAAGACAAAGUGAGUGUUCAAAAAAAUGUGUACAUGCAAAAAAGACUCAUUUUGUGUAACUUGAGAGAACUCUAUUAUUCUUUCAAAUGGGAGAAUCCCGAGGUAGAAGUAGGAUUUUCAAAAUUUUGUUUAUUGAGACCUAAUUGGUGUAUCCUUGCUGGUGUUGCAGGCACACACACUGUAUGUGUAUGCAGUAUCCACCAGAAUGUUAAACUAUUACUGGAUGCUGUGAAAAUUGAAGAAUCUUAUAAAGACCUAAUUAAGAGGCUUGUGUGCAACACGGAAAACCAAAACUGCAUGCUACAUCGUUGCAACAGCUGUCCUGCAAAUACUGCACUAACUGAGUACUUAACUGAAAAACUAAGUGAAGAUUAUGAUUUAGAAGAAGAAAUUGUAAUCAGUCAGUGGGUUAAUGCAGGCAGGGCAGAAAUGAUCAAACAGUCUAUCAGUGUUGAAGACUACAUUUCUUUAUUGGUUAGGUCAUUGGAAAAGCUCACCCUGCACUCGUUUAUAGCAAAAUCCCAAUCAGCAGCCUUUAAAAGAUUGACAGAAGAUCCACCACCCAAAACAGCAAUUAUUGUGAUGGAUUUCAGUGAAAAUUAUUCCUUUGUUAUACAGUUAUACAAAAUGAGAUCCAAAGUUACCACUGGAAUAGAGGUGGUUGUACUCUACACCCAGUUGGAGUUUUUCUAAGAAAUGAGGAAAACAAUGUUUUUGUUUCCAACCACUGUUUUAUUAGUGAUGACCAAGAACAUGACACUGGUUUUGUUAACUUUGUACAAAAAGAAAUUACAAAGUGGCUGUCAUUACAUCAUACUGACAUUGACUCAGUUCACUACUUUACAGAUGGUUGUGCUGGGCAGUACAAAAACAGAAACAGUUUUAAAAAUUUGACUGAACACUUGAGAGACUUUAAUUUGAAGGCCCAACACUCUUUUUUUUGCAACAAGUCAUGGGAAGUCAAUUUGUGAUGGCCUAGGAGGAACUAUUAAAAGAAUUUUAAGGAAAGCCAGUCUACAGCUUUCAGACAAAGAACAAAUAAUGACAGCAAUCAAUGUGUAUAAGUUUUGUGAAAAAAAUAUUGAAAACAUUCAUUUUCACUUUAUUGACAAAAAAGAAGCUGAUUUGCUACGGUUAAAACUAGAAAAACGUUUUUCAGCAACCCGAACCAUUCCUGGAACUAGAAGUUUUCAUAACUUCAAACCACUUCCAACAAACAACCUUGAAAUUAGAAGGACUACAGAUAGUGUAAAACCCUCCUUAGUCUUUUCUUUCCAUUCUUCUUCUGAUUGGGUUCGUGUUGAACCAUCCAUAAAUUGCUAUGUGGCUGCAAAUUAUGAUGGUAACUGGUACUUUGGACUG
Messenger RNA from Schistocerca cancellata (South American locust), 3352 nucleotides. RefSeq lists its product as uncharacterized. NCBI's taxonomy places the organism in Eukaryota, Metazoa, Arthropoda, Insecta, Orthoptera, Acrididae. The record is from RefSeq and is a predicted model, not a curated record. The transcript has 2 exons. Bases 1178 to 2683 code for a protein of 501 amino acids.